GCGAAUCGCAUUUUGCCGUGAAUCAGCAGCCCUUCCUCUACUUCCAAGUCUUGUUCCUCACGGCCCAGUUCGAAGCAGCCAUCGCUUUCCUUUUCCGUACUGAACGUUUGCGUUGCCACGCUGUGCAUGUGGCCUUGGUUCUCUUUGAACUGAAGCUGUUGCUGAAAUCUUCUGGGCAGAGCGCACAACUCUUGAGCCAUGAAGCUGGCGGCCCUCCAGCCACCCGGCGCCUGAAUUUUGUCCGGCUCCUGAUGUUGUACACCCGCAAGUUCGAGUCGACGGACCCCCGGGAAGCUUUGCAGUACUUCUAUUUCCUCAGGAACGAGAAGGACAGCCAAGGUGAAAACAUGUUCCUGCGUUGUGUGAGCGAGCUGGUGAUCGAGAGCCGAGAGUUUGACAUGAUUCUUGGAAAACUGGAGAACGAUGGCAGUAGAAAGACUGGAGUUAUUGACAAGUUUACUCGAGACACCAAACCAAUUAUUAACAAAGUGGCCUCCGUGGCAGAAAGCAAAGGAUUGUUUGAAGAAGCCGCCAAACUUUACGACCUUGCCAAGAACGCCGACAAGGUCCUUGAGCUGAUGAACAAGCUGCUAAGCCCCAUCGUGUCUCAGGUCAGCGCUCCCCAAUCCAACAAGGAAAGGCUGAAGAACAUGGCGCAUGCCAUUGCUGAGAGAUAUAAAGCCCAAGGAAUAAGCACCAAGAAGCCAGUUGACUCAACGUUCUACCUUCUGUUAGACCUAAUCACGUUUUUUGACGAGUAUCAUGCUGGCCACAUUGAUCGGGCCUUUGAU
Thamnophis sirtalis is the source of this 791-nucleotide messenger RNA. The record is from RefSeq and is a predicted model, not a curated record. NCBI's taxonomy places the organism in Eukaryota, Metazoa, Chordata, Lepidosauria, Squamata, Natricidae.